AAUUGUGGUGUCAAAAUUGCAAUUUUCUCAAAGUAAACAGAAAAAUUACCAUUCAAAAAACUCCUCUCCCUCACUGACAAAUUCACACCUCUGAAAACCCUUUUCGUUAAGCAAACCCCCACUGUCACUCCCAUGGAUCAUAUGCUCACUUCAAUCGAAGCAAAUUAAAUCUAUUUUGAAAGGGAUGUCCCUUCAUUGGAAAAUUUGACAUGUGAGCUCACAGCCAUACAUAAAAUGAAUGGCUAUAAUUUCUUGGAGCGUGCUAUCAAGGAUAUUCUUCGUGUAAUCAAUCCCUCAAAAGAGGAUUGGUCUGUCAGAUUUCAUAUUAUCAAUGAGGUUCGAGCUGUUGCUGAAUCCAUAGAAAGUCUAAGAGGUGCAACUGUGGAACCAUUUGGGUCUUUUGCAUCUAAUCUCUUUACAAAAUGGGGUGAUUUGGAUAUAUCCAUAGAGCUGCAAAAUGGUUCGUAUAUUUCAUCUCCUGGGAGAAAGCACAAGCAAAGUUUAUUGGGAGAUGUCCUAAGAGCUUUGAGAAAGAAAGGUGGAUUUCGUAGGAUGCAGUUCAUCUCCAAUGCAAGGGUACCUAUUCUGAAAUUUGAGUGCUAUGACAUCUCGUGUGACAUCUCAAUCAACAAUUUAAGCGGCCAAAUGAAAUCAAAAAUGUUAUUCUGGAUAAAUGAGAUCGAUGGACGCUUCCGUGAUCUGGUUUUACUGGUCAAGGAAUGGGCGAAAACUCACCAUAUCAAUGAUUCAAAAUCUGGAACUUUGAAUUCAUAUUCUCUUAGUCUGCUUGUAGUUUUCCAUUUGCAGACUUUGGCACCUCCAAUAUUACCUCCUCUUAGAGAAAUAUAUCCAAGAAAUAUGGUUGAUGACCUUACAGGUGUGAGGGCUGUUGCAGAAAAACAUAUUGAAGAUACUUGUGCUGUAAACAUAAACAGAAUUAAGUCAGAUAAGUUGAGGUUGAUCAACCGAAGCUCUAUGUCUGAGCUCUUCAUUUCGUUCCUUGCAAAGUUUUCUGACAUUUGUUCAAGUGCUUCUACACAUGGCAUUAGCCCAUAUGCUGGACAAUCGGAAGAUAUUGACAGCAACAUGAGAUGGUUGCCUAAAACCUAUGCACUAUUUGUUGAAGAUCCCUUUGAGCAGCCAGCAAACACAGCUAGGACAGUUAGCAGCAACCAAUUAAUAAAGAUAUCUGAUGCAAUUCAGGCGACUCAUGGAAUACUUACCUCACCAAAUCAAAAUCAAACUUCACUUGUCUCGGCUCUGGCCGGGGAACAUGUAUGUUGGUUAACGAGAACAUCUGUCUCAACACCUGUAAUCAAAUCCGGAGCAAGAAAUCCUGGUGCUAAUCACAGCAGAAAUGGCCUCAAGACUCGAACAGAGAGAAAGCAGACACCUUUGCAGACGCAGAAUAAGUCUCAGAACAAAAGGAUGGAUAAACGUCAAAAUGACGCAACUAAUGGACCUAUGCAUGCAUCUACAAGUCAAAAACAGCAAGUUUGGAGGCCAAGAUCUCAGACCAAAGUGGAUCAAAUUGGUUCUGAUGGCUGAUUCUAUAUCUUUUGCUUAUGAACAGUGCAAUUCGGGGAAGACAUAUCAUAUACAUAGUUUUCUUGGUUGGAGGUAAUACCGAUAUCCUUAUAGCCUACACCUAAUGAUGAUAAUGUUUGAUAUAUUGUCCAUUUUUGAAGAAAAAUCAUGACGGAUAUGCGCUACUUUUUGUUUGUAUACCGUGCCUCAGUACAAAUAGUCACGAUGCUUGUGCAGAAGCACAUGUAGAAGCUUGAAGCUGAGUACCAAUGCAGUACUAUUCUUUGAACUGGACAACAUUUGAUGUUUUGUUUUGGUUGUAAGCCAUGCUGAUGUGACAAAACUUUUA
Molecule: messenger RNA, 1876 nt
Organism: Sesamum indicum (sesame)
Lineage: Eukaryota; Viridiplantae; Streptophyta; Magnoliopsida; Lamiales; Pedaliaceae
Gene: HESO1
Product: Nucleotidyltransferase family protein
Molecular function (GO): RNA uridylyltransferase activity
Source: RefSeq, a predicted model, not a curated record